Chaetura pelagica (chimney swift) is the source of this 2918-nucleotide messenger RNA. RefSeq names its product neurotrophic tyrosine kinase, receptor, type 3 (gene NTRK3). The record is from RefSeq and is a predicted model, not a curated record. Gene Ontology annotation, biological process: multicellular organism development; regulation of phosphatidylinositol 3-kinase/protein kinase B signal transduction; cell surface receptor protein tyrosine kinase signaling pathway. Lineage: Eukaryota; Metazoa; Chordata; Aves; Apodiformes; Apodidae. The transcript has 18 exons. Gene Ontology annotation, cellular component: signaling receptor complex; plasma membrane; axon. Gene Ontology annotation, molecular function: neurotrophin binding; ATP binding; transmembrane receptor protein tyrosine kinase activity.
AUGGAUGUCUCUCUUUGCCCUACCAAGUGCACUUUCUGGAGGGUAUUUUUGCUCUGGAGCAUUUGGGGAGACUAUCUGCUUUCGGUGCUGGCUUGCCCUGCUAAUUGUCUUUGCAGCAAGACAGACAUCAACUGCAAGAAGCCGGAUGAUGGGAACCUCUUCCCUCUCUUGGAAGGGCAGGAUUCAGGCAGCAGCAAUGGCAACACGAGCAUCAAUAUCACGGACAUCUCAAGGAACAUCACUUCCAUACACAUAGAGAACUGGAAGAACUUGCAGACACUGAACGCUGUCGACAUGGAGCUGUACACGGGACUGCAGAGGCUGACAAUCAGGAACUCAGGACUGCGGAACAUCCAGCCCCGUGCCUUCGCCAAGAACCCCCACCUGCGCUACAUAGACCUCUCCGCGAACCGGCUCACCACUCUGUCGUGGCAGCUCUUCCAGACCCUUCGGCUCUUUGAACUGAGACUAGAGAGGAACCUUUUUAACUGCAGCUGUGACAUCCGCUGGAUCCAGCUCUGGCAGGAGAAGGGUGAAGCAAACCUGCAGUACCAGGAGCUCUACUGUAUGAACAUGGAUGCUGCCAUCAUCUCUCUGCAGGAGAUGAAUAUCACCCAGUGUGACCUCCCUGAGAUCAGCGUGAGCCACGUGAACCUGACGGUGCGGGAAGGGGAGAACGCUGUCAUCACCUGCAACGGCUCGGGCUCGCCCCUGCCCGACCAACAGACACUGAUUUCUGUCUGUAUUUCUCUCUGGGAUUUUUAGACCAAUCUCAACUGGACCAAUGUUCAUGCCAUCAAUUUGACCUUGGUGAAUGUCACCAGUGAGGACAAUGGAUUCCUGCUUACCUGCAUUGCUGAGAACGUGGUGGGGAUGAGCAAUGCCAGCGUGCUGCUCACCGUUUACUAUCCCCCUCGCAUCCUAACCCUGGAUGAGCCGGUGCAGCACAUGGAGCACUGCAUUGCAUUUGCAGUGCAUGGGAACCCAGCUCCCACCCUCCACUGGCUGCACAAUGGCCAGGUCCUUCAGGAGACAGAGAUCAUCCACAUGGAGUUUUACCAACAAGGGGAAGUGUCUGAGGGUUGCCUGCUCUUCAACAAACCCACUCACUACAACAAUGGCAACUACACGAUUGUGGCCACCAACCAACUGGGUUCAGCCAACCAAACCAUCAAAGGACACUUCCUUGAAAAGCCCUUUCCAGAGAGUACGGACAACUUUGUAUCAAUCGGUGAUUAUGAAGUGAGUCCCACCCCACCAAUCACUGUGACCCACAAACCAGAGGAGGACACUUUUGGGGUUUCCAUAGCGGUUGGGCUGGCAGCUUUUGCUUGUGUCCUCUUGGUCGUCCUCUUUAUCAUGAUCAACAAGUACGGCCGACGGUCCAAGUUUGGGAUGAAAGGUCCUGUGGCAGUGAUCAGCGGAGAGGAGGAUUCAGCCAGUCCCCUGCACCACAUCAACCAUGGCAUUACAACACCCUCAACCCUGGACGCUGGCCCGGACACGGUGGUGAUCGGCAUGACCCGCAUUCCUGUCAUCGAGAACCCCCAGUACUUCCGACAAGGUCACAACUGCCACAAGCCAGACACGUAUGUCCAGCAUAUUAAGAGGAGAGACAUCGUUUUGAAGAGAGAGCUGGGAGAAGGUGCCUUUGGGAAGGUGUUCUUAGCCGAGUGUUACAACCUCAGCCCCACCAACGACAAAAUGCUGGUGGCAGUGAAGGCGCUGAAAGACCCCACCUUGGCUGCCCGCAAGGAUUUCCAGCGGGAGGCAGAGCUGCUCACCAACCUGCAGCACGAGCACAUCGUCAAGUUUUACGGCGUGUGUGGGGAUGGUGACCCACUCAUCAUGGUCUUCGAGUACAUGAAGCACGGGGACCUGAAUAAGUUCCUGAGGGCACAUGGCCCAGAUGCUAUGAUCCUCGUGGAUGGGCAGCCUCGACAAGCCAAAGGGGAGCUAGGGCUAUCCCAGAUGCUCCACAUCGCUAGCCAGAUCGCCUCUGGAAUGGUGUACCUUGCCUCCCAGCACUUUGUCCAUAGAGACCUGGCCACCAGGAACUGCUUGGUCGGAGCCAACCUGCUGGUGAAGAUUGGAGACUUUGGGAUGUCAAGAGAUGUCUACAGCACUGAUUACUACAGGGAAGGGCCACGUCCGAAGGGCCAGUUCAGCGCAGCGUGGCAGCGACAGAGACUGGCACCGCCGGCAGCGGCAACAGUUGGAGGACACACUAUGCUGCCCAUCCGCUGGAUGCCUCCAGAGAGCAUCAUGUACAGGAAGUUCACGACAGAGAGUGACGUCUGGAGCUUUGGGGUGAUCCUCUGGGAGAUCUUCACGUAUGGAAAACAGCCCUGGUUUCAGCUCUCCAACACAGAGGUCAUUGAGUGCAUUACCCAAGGCAGAGUGUUGGAAAGGCCUCGAGUCUGCCCCAAGGAGGUUUAUGACAUCAUGUUGGGAUGCUGGCAGAGAGAACCUCAGCAAAGGCUCAACAUCAAGGAGAUCUACAAGAUCCUUCAUGCUCUGGGCAAGGCCACACCAAUCUACCUGGACAUCCUUGGCUAGCAGUGGCCACUUGUCAAAAGUCCCUGCUCCUUCCUUCCGUUUUUCCUUCCCUCUACCCCUCCCAAGACCUUUGCCCCUCAGCUCCCAAGCAAACAACUUCAUAUAAACUCAAGUGCCUGCUACACAUACAACACUGAAAAAACCAACAAAACAAAAAGUAAACCAACAAAAAUCCCAUAAACCAACAACCUGUAAGGCAGUUUGGCUUAUAUAUAUAUUUAUAGAUAUCUCUCUAUAUAUAUAACUUCUACACCAAUAUGGAAAGAAGCUGCUGUUACAGAAUAUUAUGAGAAAAAAAAAAAAGGGAAAAAAAAAGAAAAAAAAAAAGGAAGAAAAAAGUACCUAAAAAUAUAAUUUAA